Triticum dicoccoides is the source of this 1255-nucleotide messenger RNA. RefSeq lists its product as uncharacterized. The transcript has 4 exons. The record is from RefSeq and is a predicted model, not a curated record. Gene Ontology annotation, biological process: mitochondrial proton-transporting ATP synthase complex assembly. Bases 125 to 847 code for a protein of 240 amino acids. Gene Ontology annotation, cellular component: mitochondrion. Lineage: Eukaryota; Viridiplantae; Streptophyta; Magnoliopsida; Poales; Poaceae.
GAGCAGAUCGAUCGAUUCUGGAGGGGUUCUUCACUUCUUCCUGUUGCUCCGGCUAAUCCCGAAACGCUCCACCACCAUCUGAAGAAAAAACCCCACCACCACUACCCUGCCUGCUGCUCCGGCUAUGCGGCGGCUACCUCUGCGGAUCCUGCGCUCCGCGGCGGCCGGAUCUCUCCGGAGCCCCGCCCCCUCACGCGGCGGCUGUCCUGUCCCUCGAGCGCCACAUCUGCCGGCGGAGGCAGCCGCCGCGCCGGCCGAGCUUGCCCGCUGGCUACCGCGGAGAGGGUACUCCCGGUUCGCGAGCGGAUUCACCCCCCUGGAGCCGAAGAAGCUGGGAUCCAUCCUCGACGUCGAGCGCGCCAAGGGCCUCUCCCCCGAACACCUCGUCGCGGCAUGGGAUGACUACCACCUGGGAAGAGGUCACAUAGGUGUAUCAAUGAAAGCAAAGCUUUACCGUCUCUUGGAACAAAGAUCGGCUACAUGUCCAUAUUUUGUUAUUCCUUUGUGGAGAGGAAGUGGAUAUACCACCAUGUUUAUGCAAGUCCAGCUGCCGCACAUGAUCUUCACAGGGCUUGAAGAUUACAAAGCAAGAGGAACUCAAGCAAGCCCUUACUAUACAGUCACUCAUUUCACAGAGUUUGCAGAAACCAAGGAUACAGUGCUUGUCCGAGGAGACGUUGUCUUCACCAGCAAACUAACCGAUGCAGAGGCAAAGUGUCUUUUAGAGACCGCCCACUCGUUCUACCUGAAUGAUGUGCGGUACAAGCUCGUGGAGCGUUUCAACAAGGAAACACAUGAUUUCGAGUUCAAAGAUGUCCUUCAGGCGCUUGAAAUGCCGUCCAUGUGAGCAGAGAUGUGAAGCCAUCAUGCGACGACAAAGCUUCCCAGCGCGGUGAACCUGAAACUACUGCCGAGAUUGGAACUACGAGUUCUUUCUUCCCCACAUUUUUUUGUGGCAGCUGUGUCCUGGAAAAACAACCCUGAGUUGAUAUCACCCUGACUUUGCUGAGUGGUUGUUCAUCCUACUUGUUUUGUUGUAGCCGUAGCAAAGAAGAGAACCAAGUUCCCAGGACUUCUCUAAUAAGCAGAUCCGGGCAAAGCUUUAAUCGGCAUUCCGUAGCUAUUUUGCUGUCGUUUCUCUUGGCCUUUUUGGCUAAAACCUUUAAUAAUAAUAUGGUAGAUUCAGAAACACGCUAUACUUGUUUUGGAUCCUGAUUUCAAUUGACAAAAUGUUUGUUUAAAUUAUGGAUGGAAA